Diplodia corticola is the source of this 327-nucleotide messenger RNA. RefSeq names its product 60s ribosomal protein l39. Gene Ontology annotation, molecular function: structural constituent of ribosome. Gene Ontology annotation, cellular component: cytosolic large ribosomal subunit; ribosome. The transcript has 2 exons. Bases 1 to 327 code for a protein of 108 amino acids. NCBI's taxonomy places the organism in Eukaryota, Fungi, Ascomycota, Dothideomycetes, Botryosphaeriales, Botryosphaeriaceae. The record is from RefSeq and is a predicted model, not a curated record. Gene Ontology annotation, biological process: translation.
AUGCCGAGCCAAAAGUCUUUCCGCACCAAGCAGAAGCUUGCGAAGGCGCAGAAGCAGAACCGCCCCAUCCCCCAGUGGAUUCGCCUCAGGACCGGCAACACCAUCAGGUUCGUUGCACUCACCGCCGACUCCUCAGGAACCCCAACGGAUUGCGGAAAGGAAUCGCCCGCAGUCGGAGACGGCAAGCAUGACGGCAGCAUCGCUGACAUCUUCACCACCGUACAGGUACAACGCCAAGAGGAGGCACUGGCGCAAGACCCGCAUCGGCAUCUAAGCUACUCGCCAACACCCGCUACCUCGCCCUCAUCCGCUCUCAAGUCGAUUUGA